AAAACCUUUAUAAUGUCCUCAAGGGGUAAAUGUCUUUCUCUUUCCCGACAACAUUGUCUGAACACAAAAUGCUGGGUAUUAUUGUGCUAACGCUCUUGGCAGGUGCGCUAGGUGCUCCAACCACCCAACCCGGAGCUUCGACAACCCUGGACCUGCUUGCUAUUAUCACUACUUCUUUCAACGCAGUCGACGCGGACAGUAACGGACAACUUGAAGUGUCCGAAUUCUACAAAAUCUUUGAUAAAUACGACACUGACCAUGACCAUAAACUGACCCUCCAUGAGUACGUGCAUGGCACUCAUACUAACAAGGCCGUUGCGAGAGAGGUUUUCAAGUUCGUUGACCAUGACCACGACAAUGUCCUUACCCGGGGAGAGACAAACAGGGUCUUCAGGAUCUACGACACUGACCACGACGGUACCAUCACCAUCAGAGAAUAUAUCCACGAAUAUAAGACGGUUUACCAGCACGUAAUUAAAGACCUUCAACACCACAGCCACCAGGCACAUGUACAUACAACCAAAGCUGCUUCCACCUGAAUCAACCAGUGGAGAGUCUUUAGUUUGGACUUAAUGAUCCCCAGAUAAAGGCGAAUAAAGAAUAUACAAAUAUA
Messenger RNA from Haliotis rufescens (red abalone), 613 nucleotides. RefSeq names its product calcineurin subunit B type 2-like. The record is from RefSeq and is a predicted model, not a curated record. Lineage: Eukaryota; Metazoa; Mollusca; Gastropoda; Lepetellida; Haliotidae. The coding region runs from base 30 to 539 and encodes 169 amino acids. Gene Ontology annotation, molecular function: calcium ion binding. The transcript is spliced from 7 exons.